This is a messenger RNA of Anopheles coustani, 501 nucleotides long. RefSeq lists its product as uncharacterized. Lineage: Eukaryota; Metazoa; Arthropoda; Insecta; Diptera; Culicidae. The transcript has 3 exons. The record is from RefSeq and is a predicted model, not a curated record. The coding region runs from base 1 to 501 and encodes 166 amino acids.
AUGAAGCUCUUCGUCGCAAUCAUUGCCCUGGCUUUCGUCGCUGUCUCUCAGGCGUCCUACCUUCCAUACAACGAUGUCCUCUCCUACCAGGGAUACAGUUCUGGACUGCCUCUUUCCAAGGUCGUCGUCGAUCAAUCGUACGGUCUUCCAGCAGUAGUGGACAAGUACUCCUAUCCAUCGGUGUACGGAUCUUACCCGGCAGUGAAGCAGGUCGUCGGAUACCCAUCAGUCGCCCCAGUCCUUACCUCCAAGGUCGUUGACAACAGCUAUGCCCUGGGAUACAACAAGCUGGUUGCUCCAGUAGUGGCCACCAAGGUCGUUGACAACAGCUACGCCCUGGGAUACAACAACUACGCUCUAGGAUAUAACAACUAUGGCCUGGGAUACAACAAGCUGGUAUCCCCAGUCGUCGCCAACCAGUACGGUUUGGGAUACAACAACUACGGACUGGGAUACAACAAGUACCUGUCGUCUGCUCCAGUUGCCAAAUACGUGUUGUAA